Schistocerca piceifrons (Central American locust) is the source of this 816-nucleotide messenger RNA. Its product is annotated as ankyrin repeat domain-containing protein 65-like. Gene Ontology annotation, molecular function: RNA binding; RNA nuclease activity; protein binding. The transcript has a single exon. Gene Ontology annotation, biological process: RNA processing. The record is from RefSeq and is a predicted model, not a curated record. Bases 1 to 816 code for a protein of 271 amino acids. Lineage: Eukaryota; Metazoa; Arthropoda; Insecta; Orthoptera; Acrididae.
AUGCUGGACUCAUACGGCUCGACGGCGCUGCACGUGGCGGCUUCGAACCGGCGCAACGCGGCCGUCAGGAUCCUGCCGGGAGCCGGGGCCGACGUGCAGGCCACCGACCUGCGGGGGCGGACAGCGCUGCACGCUGCUGCCGAGAACGACGCCAUCGCGUCCAUCCACGUGCUGCUCGAGCACGGCGCCAACGUCUGCGCCAAGGACUGCGACGGCAAGACGGCCACCCUCCUGGCCCAGGAGUGCGGCCACACUGCCGCGGCCAACACCCUUGACCUGAGCGGCUGCAUGCAGUGGUCCAUGCGCAAGCUCAUCAUCGCGGCCGAGGCGGGCAACGUGGAAGCCGUCCGCCAGAUGCUGCCGGCCGUGAAGACGGUUGUGAAGCCGGGCGAGUGGCCGCACCUGCACUGGGCGACGCUCAACGGCAGCGCGACGGUGGUGCGCACUCUGCUGGCCGCGGGCCUCGACCCCAACGGCAGCGACCGGCACGGCAACACCGCGCUGCACGUGGCGGCGGCGCGCGGCCGGCCCGCCACCACCGCGGCGCUCGUCGACGCCGGCGCCGACCUGGACGCGGCCGACUCGAGCGGCUCGACGGCGCUGCACUACGCGGUGCGCACCGACAACGUGCCGGUGGCGCGGCUGCUGCUGGCGGCGGGGGCCGCGCCGGACCCGCGCGACGACCAGGGCCAGACGCCGCUGCACCGCGCCGUCGCCAGGGGCUCCGCCGCCGCCGUCGCGGCGCUGCUGCGCGCCGGCGCCAGCCCCGACGUCGCCGACGGCGCCAGCCGGACGCCCGCCGACCUCGCGCAAUAG